AAGAAUGCGUCACUUUCGUUAUGGUUACAAAGGUGGUUGCUGUUGAUGGAGAAAUAACAAAAGAAGUUAAGUACAACACACACACACACACUGUCAAGUUCAGAUUCUCUUCCUCACUAAACUUGUUCAACUAAUCACAUGGCUGCAAAGCUUCUCCAUACAUUGGCAGAUGAAAACUCUGAUCUGCAGAAGAAGAUUGGAUGUAUGAAUGGGAUUUUCCAACUCUUUGAUCGCCACCAUGUUCGUAAAAGUCUUACUUUAGGUAAUGCACAUGUCAAUAGUAUCACCUUUGGACGAGACUCUGCGUUUCAGUUUCAAGACUCCAACGUUAUUAAUGCUACGAGCGAGAAACUAACAGAAUCUUCUUCAAGGGUUUCUUUCUCAUCCUCGUCGUGUUCAUCAUCUUCCCUGUUGUCAUCAGAGCUCAACAGAGAAGAAACUCAACCAGAAAUAUCACCCUAUGACCGGGUCAUUUACUCAGAAUCUCCCACUACUGAUCCAGUGAUGACCCGAGGAAAAGGUUUUGCUGCGCAUAUGGGACUUGAUCUUAGAGAUGUUGUUAGAGACUCUAUGUACAGAGAAGUCAGAGGAGGGCUUUCUGAAGUUUGUAGACACAAGAGAAGAGAGGAGGAUUCUCCAAGACCUUGUGGUUUCAAUGAUUCAUGCAAGGCUCUAGCCCAACUCAGGACAACAUCUCACCGUUGUUACUACAACGAGGUUGACAUUAAAGAUUCAUCUCACAAUAAGUUGAAAUCCGGGAAGAAGGAUGUGAAGGAGUCUCCUAGGCUUUCGCUGGAGAGUAUAGACCACGUUGAUCUCAAAUCAGGUAAUGGUAAUAAGCUUUCUUCUGAGAGUUUCAGUAGAAGCACUAGCAUGAACAAACAGCCACCUAGUGUUGUUGCAAAGCUAAUGGGUUUGGAGACAUUACCUGGUUCUCCAUUGGGGAGAGACAAGAUCAAAAACAUGUUUGAUGGUAACAUUGAUCCAUUCUCAAGGUCACCAAGAUGGAGAAGCUCUGAGUUUGUUAUGAAACCCUUGUCAAGUUUGAGAUUCCCCACUGAGCCAGCUCCAUGGAAGCAAACUGAUAGAAGAAGAAGCCUUAUCAAGCACAAGCCUCUUCUGUCGCAGUCAUUGGAGAGAAGGUUUAAAGGUGUUGAGUUUAAGCAUUCAGGAAAGGAGGAUCUCAGAGCUCUUAAUGUGAUGAUGUUAGAGGCAACGCAGAGAAAAAGUGUGUUUGGUUCUCGAAAGCAACCACAAUGCUCAAACUCAAGAGGUCUAGAGAACCAGGUGAUGAGGCCACACGCUAUGAGAGGACCGAUUGUGAUUAUAAAACCUGCAAGACUUGUUGAGAGAUCUGGUAUCCCUUCAUCAUCUCUGAUUCCCAUUCACAGUCUAAAUAGAGAAGAAGGAUCUGUGCAUGUUAAAAGAAACUCAACUAGUAAGAAGGUGGCAAAAGAACUUAGUACCAGUUCUGUUGAUAGCAAUUCUAGUAGAAGAAACGUACUGUCUUCUCAGGUUUCCAAAGGAAGCACUCUAAAGAAUUCAGAAUCUGCAAGUCCAAGAUUGCGUCAGGUGAAGAAUCAUGAGGAUGAAAAGUGUUCUCGGCCACCAACCACUUCAUCUGAUUCAAGCAAGUCAAGAAAGCAAACAAACAGACUACUGGAAGGUUCUACUACUUCUCCUGGUGGUAGGCGUAGACCCAGAGCUCAGAUGAGCUUGCAGCAAAAUAAUGACCAACAAUGUAGCACUGAAACAGAAGCCACCAUGAUAACCAGACAAGCUACUGAAGCAGGUGAUGGAAAGAGUCCAACUGUAAUAGAGGCAACCAAAGAAAACCAGUGGAAUCCAGCUUACAGCUUCUCAGAGACCGCAACUAGCUUUUCACCAGAGAUAAACUGGAAGAAGCUUCGGAACGUUGAGCACUUGGUUCAAAAGCUGAAAAGACUAAACUCUAACCACGACGAAACCAGCCAGGACUACAUUGCAUCGCUAUGCGAGAACAACGACCCCACCAACACCGAUCAAAGAUACAUAUCCGAGAUUCUGUUAGCCUCAGGUCUUCUCCUCAGAGACCUAGGCUCAGAGUUAACAACGUUUCAGCUCCACGCUUCAGGCCAUCCUAUCAACCCUGAGCUAUUCCUGGUUCUCGAGCAAACUAAAGGAAGCAGCAGCAGCAGCAGGAGUAAUGAGAAGCUCAACCGCAAACUUGUGUUUGAUGCAGUUAAUGAAACGCUCUUGAAGAAGUUAGUUUUUGAAGAUCCUUGGACGAAGCUAUGUAAAGCGAUGAAGAGGAAGGUGUUAAGCGCGCAACAGCUAUUGAAAGAAGUAUGUUCAGAGAUAGAAACAGUGAAAAAGCAAGCCGAGAAACGAUCAGAGAUAGAAGAAGAAGACUUCUUGAAAUGUAUACUGGAUGAAGAUGUAGCGACUCGAUCUGAGAAAUGGACAGACUUUGAUGAUGAUGAUGUAGUACCGUGUUUAGUGCUGGACUUAGAGAGGCUUCUCUUCAAGGACUUGGUGAGCGAAGUUGUGCAUGGUGAGAUUGAUUCGGCUGCAGCUGCAAGCAACUUCAUGCAGACGACUAGUUAGUGAUUUAUAAGCUCUGUAUUCAAAAGCCAUAUAUAUAAAUAAUACAAAGUCAAAUGUCAUGAAAACAUUACAACUUUGAAUAUAAAGGAUCCGCUUCUAGUU
Molecule: messenger RNA, 2688 nt
Organism: Raphanus sativus (radish)
Lineage: Eukaryota; Viridiplantae; Streptophyta; Magnoliopsida; Brassicales; Brassicaceae
Product: protein LONGIFOLIA 1-like
Exons: 2
Coding region: 139-2586 (815 amino acids)
Biological process (GO): regulation of monopolar cell growth
Source: RefSeq, a predicted model, not a curated record